Molecule: messenger RNA, 3526 nt
Organism: Salvelinus namaycush (lake trout)
Lineage: Eukaryota; Metazoa; Chordata; Actinopteri; Salmoniformes; Salmonidae
Product: casein kinase I-like
Exons: 10
Coding region: 633-1646 (337 amino acids)
Biological process (GO): negative regulation of canonical Wnt signaling pathway; signal transduction; peptidyl-serine phosphorylation
Cellular component (GO): cytoplasm; nucleus
Molecular function (GO): ATP binding; protein serine/threonine kinase activity
Source: RefSeq, a predicted model, not a curated record
CGCCUUGUUCUGAAGCUAAGCUAGCUAGGUAAUCACCUCGAGACGGACGGUGGAUUUUUGUGGAGUAGUGACAAGAAAAUGGCGGAGUGAGUGGGUUGCGCUUUGAAGGAAAGCAGCGACCCUAGGUUUCCGUAAAAUAUAAUACGAACAAAGGAGAAUCACAUAAAAGCUGUAACUUUCAUCGAAAAUUUGACAAACAAGAACAAUAUUGCCCCUCGCGGAGGUGGUACAAACAGAUUAUCGAACGGUGCUUCGCAGUACCACUGGUGUCAUUUCGAUAGCUCGACGCUAGCGGGCUAGCGACGAGGCACUGGGCGACGGACAAACACGGCACAGUAGAAGUGUUUUCAGAAUAAUUGUUUGGCCUUUUUCGUGAUAUGUGUUGGGUUUAUUUUGUAUGUUUUUUUUUACUAGCUAGCUAGUGAAUAACGCAUGAGAAUAAACGAAGUCUGUCCUAGUUCGUUAACAUUACAUUGUUUCAAGUACAUAGUUCAAGUACAUAGCACACGACCAACCAGGAUUGUAUGUUCACGAUAUGUUCUGAUAACGAGCUGGCCAAGUAGGGGAACCGACGGAGCAGUCCCAGAGAAAACUAUUUUAAACUGAUUGGGGUUGCUCGUGAUUUUGAGGAUAUGGCAAGCAGCAGCGGCUCAAAAGCCGAAUUCAUUGUCGGUGGAAAAUACAAACUUGUCAGAAAAAUUGGAUCUGGAUCAUUUGGUGAUAUAUACCUGGCGAUCAACAUCACAAAUGGAGAGGAGGUAGCUGUAAAAUUGGAAUCUCAGAAAGCCAGACACCCACAGUUGUUAUAUGAAAGCAAGCUGUACAAAAUAUUACAAGGAGGAGUUGGAAUCCCACACAUAAGGUGGUAUGGCCAAGAAAAGGACUACAAUGUCCUAGUGAUGGACCUGCUGGGACCUAGUCUGGAAGACCUCUUCAACUUCUGCUCGCGCAGGUUCACAAUGAAAACUGUACUAAUGCUCGCAGACCAGAUGAUCAGCAGAAUCGAGUAUGUGCACACAAAGAACUUCAUUCACAGAGAUAUCAAGCCAGACAACUUUUUAAUGGGUAUUGGCCGUCACUGUAACAAGUUGUUCCUCAUCGACUUUGGUCUGGCCAAAAAAUACCGGGACAACAGGACACGACAGCACAUACCCUACCGAGAAGACAAGAAUCUCACCGGCACAGCACGCUAUGCCAGCAUCAACGCGCACCUGGGCAUCGAGCAGAGUCGCCGAGAUGACAUGGAGUCGCUAGGCUACGUCCUGAUGUACUUCAACAGAACCAGCCUGCCCUGGCAGGGUCUAAAGGCUGCCACAAAGAAACAGAAGUACGAGAAGAUUAGCGAGAAGAAGAUGUCCACUCCAGUCGAGGUGUUGUGUAAGGGUUUCCCAGCAGAGUUCGCCAUGUACCUGAACUACUGUCGUGGGCUGCGGUUCGAGGAGGCGCCUGACUACAUGUACCUGCGUCAGCUGUUCCGCAUUCUCUUCAGGACUUUGAACCACCAGUACGACUACACGUUUGACUGGACGAUGCUGAAGCAGAAAGCAGCCCAGCAGGCUGCGUCCUCAGGGGGACAGGGGCAACCGGCACAAACUCCCUCAGGCAAGCAAACUGACAAACCCAAGAGUAACAUGAAAGGCUUCUGAGCAGUAAGACAAUGAAAGGAAGCAGAGCAGAGUGGCCGUAGCAGGAUUUGCCUUCCAAUCACACCCCGGCAUCCAGGAUCAAAUUCACCAGAACCUGCCAGGCAUUGUGGGCAACCCUUUUUUCCUGUUAAAGAACUUUCCUUCCAUAUACUAUAUAUGUAAUCGCUCUAUAUAGAUAACAUGCUCUGCAUAUAUCUAUAUAUUGUUAUGUAUAUACUAUAUCCACACCGAAAGCAGGCUUGGUAUGGAAUUUUCCGAAGCUGUAGCCUUCUCUAUUGUCCUGCCCCUGAAGAUUUUUUGUUUCUUCAAAACGGAAAACUAAGAAAUGGUUGGCUCACUGCGGAUGUUUGUGCACCUGCCAAUACUUUCCCCUUGAUACUUUCUCCCUCUGAGAGCUGCUGUUUGGGUGCCUCCCUCACCUCAUGGCUGCCUGUCAGAGCAGCUUUGCCCCCAUUCCCUCUGUCACCGAGUGUGGCAUGAUGACCCAGACACACGUCAGUCAGAUUGAACAUUUGAAACAACCAUUUUCUCUUCCUUAUUCAACUUUUUUCCCUCAUCCUCAAGCAAAAUGAAAGAUGUAAUCUGAAACUGUUUCCUUUGUUAUGAAUGAAUCCUGGGUAUUUACUAAGCAAACAUUGGAUUUAUUUUGUUUUCAUAAAAAAGGUAAUUAAGAUUCUGCCUGCAGAUAUGUGCUAGAAGAGCUUCUAAUGUGAAGAUGAAAACACUAGGUUUCUCUUUAGAACGCUGUAUUAAUAUUGUACUUCUGAAGUCUCAAACAACGAAUAAAAAAUAUGAACUCCACAAAAGCAUAUUCAUUAUAAAUUAGGCACCACUUGACUAAACCUGUUUGUAAAUUGCUUAGAAAAAAUUAUGCAUCAAUGAAUUUAUUUUGAAAAUGUUUUUGUUUCAUGUAAUUGCUAUUAUGGAUGGCCUCAAUGUUCCGUUUUUGAGACAGACAAACGUGCUCACUCCACCCGCCCUUCCUGUUAUAAUUUAUAUAUAUAUAUAUAUAUAUAUACACACUUUUUUAUCAGAACGUUUUUUUCAGUUUUAUAGUUGUCUUUCCCUGUAUUGAAUUGAUAAUUUUGGGGAAAGGGUGUUUUUGUUACUUUCUAAGGGGAAGCAGAUCCUGUUGUAAAAUACUCUGGGUCUUUCUCUCUGCAAAUACAUAUUGCUGCUGCUUAGAGUAGCAACCGUUUCCUAAUUUUCAUUUUUUUUUUAUUGCGAAGAAAGUGUUGGAGGGUUUCUUUUUUUUAUAUACUUUGAGUCUUGUAAGGCAAGAACCAUUUGGAUUUCAGUCAGCCUGUAGUCACAACAGAUGCACACCAGGGGCUGUUUGUCCCGUCCCCCACACAUUAUUCCCCCUGACCCAGCAUUAGCUAUUUUACAGCUGGACGUUCUAUAAAAGUGUAAUUUAUUCCCUUUUAGCAUGUCAGAAUAAAUUCAAAUGACUUGUCAGCACCACUGUCCCAGUCUGUAAUUUGAAGAACACACGGACUUCUGCCUUAUGCCUGGAUGAUGAUGGCUGUUGAAGAAGAAAAAAUAAGCAUUUUUUGCUUUCCAUUUGCUUGUCUUUACACAUUUACCUGUUGACUACCACACAACCUUAGUAUUGUAAGCAUUUGGAAACUGGAGACAUCGGCAGGAUUGGGGAUAGAUAAGGAAAGACUUUUGUUCAAAGAUAUCAGACUCAGAUUGCUCUAGACAAAGGGACACAUUUGUGGAAAUGGUCUAAAAGGGUAUUGCUGUAAUCUAGAAAAAGCAGUUCCUGGUAAAUGAUGUUGUUGGGUUGGUGGGUAGUUGUAGGUGCUUGUGGUGGUGUUUUGAAAAAAAAUCUUCCAGGAUUUAUAUCUGUAAAUAUUAAAAUGGCUUCAAAUGGC